This is a messenger RNA of Peronospora matthiolae, 1032 nucleotides long. The record is from the annotation of a GenBank genome assembly. Lineage: Eukaryota; Oomycota; Peronosporomycetes; Peronosporales; Peronosporaceae.
AUGCCUCCAGCCAUACAUGCCUCCAGUUCGUCCUUCCAUCUACCACAAGAACCUACCGUACUGAUCCACUCGCCUCUCGUAGCCAAGAGGUUGGGACCCGUUCCCGCCUCAAGUGCUACGAGCAUUUUGGGUCGUUAUGUUUUCCGGAAGAAAUUGCGGGAUACGUUGUAUGGCGAGACGGCAUUGUACCAGGACAAACAGCUCCAGAAACUGGUGGUACUGAAGCGCCUUAGUAUCUCUCUAUUGGAACAAGAAGAUCCGAACUCGGGUGUUGUCAAGGAAAACCCGCUCAAUGAACAAGCUGUGAUGCAGUUACUUGAAGACCCGUUGAUCGCCCACGCUCCAGGUUAUGAACAUGUUGUGGCGUAUGAACGCGAGGGGUUCUUUGCUGUUGAAGACAGUGUCUUUGUGGCCAUGGAGUUCUGCCCUGGAGGUGAUCUCUAUGACUACGUGACUGCUCAGACGAGUCAACGGCUUGAAGAGACUGAAGCGCUGUCGCUUUUUGCUCAAAUUGCCAAAGGACUGAGCUUCCUGCAUGCCAGUGGCGUGGCCCAUCGUGAUUUGUCCCUCGAGAACGUGCUACUUAAUGACGGACAAGUGAAAAUCUGUGACUUUGGCCUGAGUACCGAGGCACAUGAGUGUCCAUCCGAACCGGUGGGUAAAUUCUACUACAUGGCACCGGAAGUGAUGGAAAAGGGUGGUGGAUUAUACGACCCCAAGGCUGCUGACGUCUGGUCCCUUGGAGUCCUACUGUUUAUGCUGCUGACUGGUUCACCGCUGUUUGUCGAGGAGAAGGCUCGUGCUCCGACUUUCCGAAUACUUGAAAAGUACGGCGUCGGUAAGAUCCUCGAACUUUGGGGGUUCCACCAGUACGUGUCCAAGUCCACAAUCAAGUUCCUGACACUUCUAUUACAAGUCGAGCCAUUGCGUCGGGUUCGUGCCGAAGACGUGGCACACCACCCACUUUUGCAACCACUUUUAAUGAGCGACUUUCGACCGACCGGACGCCCCUACUUGAAUACAUGUAGCUAA